AUGUCUGCCAGUUUCCUCAGCGGCCUCAACCUCACGUCCAUCCUACCACCCGACUCGCAAUGGAUUGCUCCAUGGGUCACGCAGGUCCUUCAGAGUGUCGAGGGUGAGAUCGCGCAGGGCCACUCGCCGUACCCGGCGUUCGAGCAGACGGUCCUUCGUAUCUUCUACCCGUCCGUGACGCCUGGCUUCCGAGCAAUGCUCUGGUUCCUUGCCGGCCUCUUCUCCCUGUCCAUCAUUAUCGUUCUCGCGAGUCUCGUCCUCCGACUCCAGCAAGGACGCUUCUGGCUCUUCCACCGCGUGGACAAGACGAUCGUGAUUCCAAACAUCUCGACGAUUUACGGCAUUUGCGCCCUGGCCUAUGCAGCUCUCGGCAUCCUCUCAAUCGUCACCGCCGUACGCAUCUCAAAGGGGGAGCGCUUCCCGCGCUACUACCUCGGUCUUCAAGCGGGAUGGAUCGCGCCGCUCUGGGUCGGCUUCUUCUGCGAAGCAUGGGCGACCAUUUCUGCUUGGUACAUCCGCAAGAAGGGCGCCUUCUACCGGGAGUCGCGGUGGAAGACCAUCGUCGCCCUCACUCUCCCUUUCCUUCUGCCCAUCUGCGCCUUCGUCCCGGUGGUCGUCAUCAUGUUCAUCGCCGCACACUCCUUCAACAACGGCUACCGCGACGCCAUGUCGAUCGUUUCGCAGCUCAAGGUGUAUGACCAGUCGUGGACGCCUGCGAAAGGCCUCGACAUCGGCAACCUCCUCAACUUCUUCACGCUGGGUGAGAAGUUCGGUGCGGAGAUGCGCGAUUACUCGAAGUAUGUGCGGAUCGGCUACUUGUACAUCGCCUUCACGCUCCUCGUCACUUUUGCCGUCUACACAACCGGCGCCUCGCUCGAGAUCCGCCAUCUCUCAGCAACGAUCAAGAAGCUCCGCGCACAGGGCAAGAUGCCUCGCCUCCGUCCGCGCUCGCCCUUGACAAACUUCCGCCGUGGCACGACGAGCAAGAGCGCGCAACUGCCGGAGACGAAGCCCGAGAAAUCACCAGUUGACCCGCUUGACGACGAGUUCUUCGCGGGCGUCAAGCGACAGUGGACGUUGUUGGCUUGGGCGAGGAACAACCGGUUUUAUUCCGCUUGCGCGAUCGGUCUCAUGUUGCUCGUCAACGCCGCCAUGGCGUUCUGGCUCGGCGUCUCGCCGCUCUCGCUCAUGACCAACUCGGCCCAGUUCCAAGUCCAGCUCCUCGUCGCAUGCUGGCUCAACGGCAUCCUCUCGACCGUCGUUGCACUCCUCAUCCUCUUCCGCUCGCUCGACGGCAGUUCGCCCACCGUCCAGCACCUGCGUCGCUACCUCCCCUUCUUGCCCUUCCCUCCCGCAAUCUCGAUCACGGAUCCCUCGCGCGCAACAUCCCUCAACACGAAGCAGUCGCGCGCGGACGGCGGCGCAGCUUCGCACGUCGAUUCGCGCAUGGAUGAGCCGCCCAAGUACCCCGGAUCCAGCUGGUCAAACGCCCACACGCCUGUCAUGGAAGAGCGCAAGGGCGGCACUGCGUUCCUCGAGGUGCCGCAGCAGCAUGCAGCGGUCGACUUCGGACUGCCCGAGACCGAGUACCUCGACGACGAGUACGAUCUCGAUGCGGCGCUCGACAACGCUUGGUACGGCUUCGGGGCGUCGCAUAUCGCUGGACGGGACCCGCCGGAGGUCGACAACCUCCAUGUCGUGCUCGAGAUGCUUGAGCGGCCGGCGUCGUCGAUGGGAGAAGGGACGAGUAGUGCGGUGCACACGGAGCUGGGCGGCGGAGAGGGCACAAGCAUCAGGGCGAGGACGGACUCGUGGGACGGCAGCCUGAGAAGCCAGCGGAGCCAUGAGCGGUUUGACUAG
Messenger RNA from Rhodotorula toruloides NP11, 1860 nucleotides. RefSeq lists its product as uncharacterized. The coding region runs from base 1 to 1860 and encodes 619 amino acids. The transcript has 7 exons. NCBI's taxonomy places the organism in Eukaryota, Fungi, Basidiomycota, Microbotryomycetes, Sporidiobolales, Sporidiobolaceae. The record is from RefSeq and is a predicted model, not a curated record.